Molecule: messenger RNA, 1128 nt
Organism: Letharia lupina
Lineage: Eukaryota; Fungi; Ascomycota; Lecanoromycetes; Lecanorales; Parmeliaceae
Exons: 1
Coding region: 1-1128 (375 amino acids)
Molecular function (GO): protein binding
Source: RefSeq, a predicted model, not a curated record
AUGCUCGCGGAAGCGGAAUCGUUGUUGAGAGAGGGGAGAGGAAGGGCGGAGGACGCACUACCGGUUGCGUUGCGAGCGCUGCGGCGAGCUGCGGGGCGGGAUGAUGCCGCUACGACGACGCUGCCCGCGCUCGGUCUGGUCGCGGAGAUAUACCUCGAGCUCGGCGACGCGACGGCCGCGCGUGAAUACUUUCUGCAAGCCGUUUCGUUGGACCCGGAAGGGCGGGUUCCCGAGACGCUCGGCGGGGGCGCGGAGAAGUUCCUCUGGCUGGCGCAGCUGAGCGAGGAAGGCGGGCAGGAUAGCGUGGAGUGGUUCGAGCGGGGCGCGGCGGUGUUGCGGCGGGAGAUUGGAGCGCUGGGGGAGGGAGAGGGCGAGGGCGGGGAAGAGAAGCGGAAGAAGCUGGCGGGGGCGUUGUGUGGGAUGGUGGAAGUGUACAUGACGGAUCUGUCCUGGGAGCCCUCGGCGGAGGCGAAAUGCGAGAGUUUGAUUUCGGAGGCGCUGCUCGUGGCGCCGCGCUGUGCGGAGCCGUUGCAGACGCUGGCUUCGGUACGGAUAUCGCAGACGCGGAUACCGGAGGCUAGGAAGGCGUUGGGGGAUAGUAUGGGGAUAUGGCGGGAUUUGGAGCCCGAAGAUGCUGCGGUGCCGGAUUUCCCCACGCGGAUUUCUUUGGCGAGAUUGUUGAUGGAGGUGGAGAUGGAAGAGGAAGCGUUGGGGGUUGUGGAGAGGUUGGUGCAGGAGGAUGAUGGGAGUGUGGAGGCGUGGUAUUUGGGGGGUUGGUGUUUAUAUCUGCUCGGAAUGAAGCAGAGGAAGAAGCAUGAUGAAAGGAAUGGCGCAGCCGAGGGGGAUGCUAUGGAGGAUGCGAAUGGAUGUGACGAGGACGAAGAAGAUCUUCUUACCCAAACUAUGGUCUCGAGUCGAGAAUGGUUACGGCAAAGUUUAAAGCUUUAUGAACUAGUUGAAUAUGAGGAUGAAAGAUUGAAGGACCAUGCGAUGGAGUUGGUUGAGGAACUCGAUGCCAUUAUUGGGGAAAGGGGAGAGGAUGAAGUAGACGAGGGCGAGGAGGAGUGGAACGGUUUUGGAGAGGAAAGUGAGAAGGAGCAAGAAGAUGAGGAGAUGGAUGAAGGCUGA